Molecule: messenger RNA, 4295 nt
Organism: Chelmon rostratus (copperband butterflyfish)
Lineage: Eukaryota; Metazoa; Chordata; Actinopteri; Chaetodontiformes; Chaetodontidae
Gene: zbtb48
Product: zinc finger and BTB domain containing 48
Exons: 11
Coding region: 155-2419 (754 amino acids)
Biological process (GO): regulation of transcription by RNA polymerase II
Cellular component (GO): nucleus
Molecular function (GO): protein binding; RNA polymerase II cis-regulatory region sequence-specific DNA binding; DNA-binding transcription activator activity, RNA polymerase II-specific
Source: RefSeq, a predicted model, not a curated record
ACGAAAAGAAGGUACAUGUAACGUUAGCGUCUUUGCUACGUUUUCAAACUAUUUACAGUUGAUCCGAAGCGGGUGCAGCUCCUCAACAAAUGAGAGGGAACAGUCAUCUUUCAUCGAUAGUGCAGACCAGCAGUCCUACAGUGAAACCAGAGGGAUGCCUGCAGCAGAGAGCAGCCAUGCCCAGCGUGUCCUGUCCUUCCUGAAUCAGCAGAGGGCAGUAGGGAGGUUUUGUGAUGCAGUCUUGAAUGUGGGAGGGGGAGUGGUCUACCUGGCCCAUCGCAACAUCCUUGCCUGUUUCAGUGAACUGUUCCAACAGACCAACAUGCCCACUGCACCAUGCAUGGAGUUCUGCCUUCAGGAGUGCCCCAAUGAUGGUCUGGAGCUGCUGCUGAACUUUGUGUACACCGGAGAGCUGAAGCUGGAUCCUGACAACCUGGACAAGGUGGAGCAUGCAGCAACCAGCCUGUGUGUACCAGAAGCGCUCACACUCUGUCAGCAGUUCAAGGAAGCCUCUGAGGAUCCUGCGCCUUUCAAGCGUAAACGAGGCAGACCGAGGAAGUCUACAUCAGACGCAGCCCCUCCUUGUCCAGUCAAGGAAGAGAACUUGCUUACGAAAGACGAGUCUGUCUUUGAUACGGCUACAGCCAAUUCAAGCAUGGCCGCCGCCGCCACCACCACCACCCGCUCUGGUCGUGUUGUGAAGGGUCCCAGGCGACUGGUGACUGAUGAAAGCCCCACCACUGAUUUUACAGCCCCUGAAAAAUCCAGCAAGAGGCCUCCACUGAUUCCCACGCAGAGAGAAAGCGGUGAUGUUGUGGAGAACCAGAACCCAGAUCAGCCAGCGGAUGAAACUGAGGUAACUGAGCCGCAGAUUGCCGGAAAUAAUAAUGGUGCUAGCCAGGCAACUGAGGAAGCAGAAGAAGAUGAUGAUGGAGGAGAUAUCGAUGGCGUCGCUGAAGACACAGAUGAGGAGUACGUGCCCAUCGCCGAGCCCAAUUCCUUAUCCCCAUCCCCAUCAACUGCACGGAAACGCAAAACCGUCUGUAAACCAGACAAGAACGAGAACGGCGAGGCUGUGGAAGAAGAGUCCAAGAAGGAUUCCGUGCAGUGUCCCGUCUGUGACAAAUCCUUCAAGAGCAAAUACUACCUCAAAGUCCACAACAGGCGGCACACAGGGGAGAGGCCCUUUGGUUGCCUUAAAUGUGGAAAGAGGUACUUCAGGAAGGAGAAUCUUUUGAUACAUGAGAUCAGAGACUGUGCUCGAGUACAGACGUACACCUGCCUGACAUGCUCCGCAACGUUUAAUGGGAAAGAAGAGCUACGUCUGCACGUUGUCUCCCACACUGGAGAUAUGCCCCACAAGUGUUCAACAUGCGCUGAACAGUUUAUGCACAAGAAAAACUUGACGAUUCACAUGAUGAAGGUUCACGGUUACCCCAAACCACACGCAUGUCCCCAGUGUCCCAAAACCUUCUUAACUCGCACGGAGCUGCGUGUGCACGAAGCAGCCAAACAUCGAGGCGAAAAGCCGUUUGUGUGUGAGGAGUGCGGCCAUCGAGCCUCCAGUCGCAACGGCCUGCAGAUGCACAUCAAAGCCAUUCACAGGAAUGAGCGGCCUUUUGUAUGUAGCUUAUGUGGCCAUGCGUUCUCCCAGAAGAACAACCUAAACAUGCAUCUGCGCAUACACAGUGGUGAGAGGCCGUACCAGUGUCACCUCUGUGGCAAAACCUUCAGGACGCAAGCCAGUCUAGAUAAACACAACCGGACGCACACCGGUGAGCGUCCUUUUAGCUGUGAUGUUUGCGAGCAGCGCUUCACAGAGAAAGGCGCCCUUGUCCGCCACAAGGCCAGCAAGCACGAGGAGGGCCGCCCCCACUGCUGUCACAUAUGUGGCAAAACCUUCAAAGCGAAGGAGCAACUUCGUGUUCAUCUGCGUCGCCAUAAGGGCAUGAGGAAGUUUGAGUGUAUUGACUGCGGCUACAAGUUCACUCGGCAGGCACACUUGCGAAGACACAUUCAAAUCCACAAACGCACUGAGAACUACAACCCCCGGCAGAGGAAACUAAGGAACGUGAUAGUGCAGGAUGUGGACAGAAGUGAGACCGAAGCAGCGGAAGGCUCGCUGAUCACAGAGGAGACGGAUUACGCCCCAGAGACCGCCGACGUCCAGGAGUCCACAAACCCAGAGCCCGACUCCGGGUCUGGCCUCGGUUCUAGCUGCAUAGUGAGGGUGGUGAUCGAGUCGAGUGACGCUGCGAUGGAGGAGGUGUCAUCCGACCAGGAUCUGGGGCGUGUCGAGGCAGCGGAGAGCUUCUCUGUGCCAGAAGUCUUGCAGCAGUCGCAGCUGGUCACUGAGGCCUACGAGUCCUCGAUGGAUAUGGAGGGAAUCGUUGAGAACGUGUCAGAGAGUAAGACCUGAGGAGACCAAAGACCAGAGACUGUGUGCAGCCCACUCGGAACUGAGGUCACUGGGAAGACCACUUAUUAAAGGACAAGAACUUAACUGUGAGGCUGGAAGAUAAACUGCAACUGAGUCAGCUCCUGUUGAGUUUCAAGACUUUCAAGAGAAGAGCGGCAAGUAACCGCCAUGCUUUCAGUAGUUAGCACAGUGAGUGAAGUGCAUGCUUGUGAAGGCUGUUUGAACGUGAAAUUAAUUUUUUUGUUUUGUUUCAUAAAGCCUCUUUUCAUCAAUGUGCCUCAAGCAGCUGCACGCUGACAAAUUAGUAAUAAAUAAAUGGUUUUCAUUCUUGCCACUGAAGGUAUUAAAGGAAUAGUUUGGUGUUUUGGAAAAUACGCUUAUUAUCUUUCUUACAAAGAGUCAGAUGAGAAGAUGGCCACCAUUCUCACAUGUCCAUUAAAUAUGAGGCUUUCGUUUGUUUAGUCUGUACAAAAAAACAAAGUUUUAAAAACAACAACUGCCAUUUUAUGGAGGUGCAGACUACUUCUUGACCGCCAGCAGAGCGCCACUGCUCAGAAGUAGCCAAAAAGAAAUAGUCUGGUCAAGUUUCACACUUUGUUGUUUUAAAUAGACAAGCAAGAUGCUUAUUAGUGAGCUUUAGAGGUUUUGUCUUGCUUGGACACAGCCAGGGUAGUUUUUCCACCGUAUCCAGUCUUUGUGCUAAGCUAAGCUAACCAUCUGCUGGUUGUAGCUUCGUAUUUACUGCACGUAUGUGAGAGUGGUAUCAAUCUUCUCAUCUCUUGGCGAGAAAGCAUUAUUUUCUAGAAUGUCGAGCUUUUGCAUUAAGGUGUCUGCAGAGCUGAGAUAGGGAUGCUGAUUGUGGAGCUCUUACCAGGGCAGAUAUACAGUAUGUUGAAUCUUUUUCUAGUUUAAAGGUGCCGUCAUCCUUCAACCACAAGCAGAACUGUGGAGCAACAUUUUUAUGUGCGGCGUGGGUUUUGUUCAUGAAGUGCUUGCAAUCGAGGACGUUGGUGACCAGUUUUGUGCUAUUUGGCCAAUAGACUGCGGCGAUGACGUGCACAUAAGCCCGACAAAGGCAGUGAAGAAGACCGCUAGUAUGCAAACACGGAUCGGCUUUACAAAUAUUUCAUGCAAAAGGAAAUAAAUUCAGCGUGUUUGUUGGAUCUUAAGAGAAACUGAAUGUAGAUGUGAAUUUUGUUUGUUGACAAAACACUGCACCUUUAAACGCAUAAUACGGAACAUUUACGCAUUAAAGUGUGUAAAAACGGCUAGAUCUAUGUUAUGUAUUUUGUUUAGUUAUGUACUUUAAAUAUCCCAAAUGUUUCCAAUAAUGUUUGAAAGUGAAAUUCAUAAUUGUAUUACAGGAAGCGGUGCGUUUCGUUCGCUCUGACUUCUGGGCAGAGUGAGAAAGGAUGUCGGUGAACUAGCUAGCCACUCUAAUGCGGUUUAACAAUGAAGACAAACUCCCAUGAUCCUAUUGUAUGUCAUGACAUCAUCAAACGCCAUCUUUUGCUACUGUUUUUGAUUGAAUGACACCCAGUGGCAGAAAUGACAUACUGUGCGUUUAAUGUCUGCAGAUCAGAUUUGUUCUGCCUCAUUUCUAAUGUCCUCAGUUCACAGAGACUGUAAAAGAUGCACGUUGUUCACAGAUAUCAGAACAUCCUUAAAUGGAAUUAUGACAAUACACAGGUUAAUGAUUUUCUGUUAAAAUAUCCAGCUUUAUAAGUGAACACAUUAACUUGCUCUUGCUGUACGUAAAAAAAAAAGUUAAUGCAUUUUGUCUUUUCACACUCAGCUACAACUACUGUCCACUGUUUAUAAGAAAUAUAUUAGCAACCUGCUAACAGCUCAUCGAAUGCGACUCAGCAAAAUAAAC